Molecule: messenger RNA, 575 nt
Organism: Phaedon cochleariae (mustard beetle)
Lineage: Eukaryota; Metazoa; Arthropoda; Insecta; Coleoptera; Chrysomelidae
Source: the annotation of a GenBank genome assembly
AGUUUAAUACUAUUUAAUUAUUAAAUAAUGUAUUAGUGAUGAUAUUUCGUUUUUUCUAGGACAAGCAUUAUUUAUGCGUCAUGGCUUCUGACACUCCUGAUCAAAAUUUGACUCAAUAUUUCUCUGUAUGCAAUGACUUCAUCCAUGCUGCCAGGCUUCGAGAUGGAAAUGUUCUAAUUCACUGUUUGGCCGGCAUGUCCCGAAGCGUAACUGUAGCAGUUGCCUACAUCAUGUCCGUGUCCAAUCUCAACUGGAAAGAAGCGCUCAAAGUUGUCAGAGCCGGUAGAGCUGUUGCUAAUCCAAACUUAGGCUUCCAGAAACAAUUGGAAGAUUUCGAGUGCACCAAAAUCUUGGAGGGGCGGCCUAGUGGACCUUUUGAAACCUAUCAAUUCAUACAUGUUGCCAAACUAUUUGGGAUUUUCUACUCUCAUAAUUCCAUUUUUGUACGUACAUUUAACAUUGCCCCAAAAAUUCCAAAUCAGCACUAUACUGAGAAACCCAUAACACCAAAUUACAAACACACUAAUCCUGAGUACUUUUUGAGAAAUGAAUUAUAUUCGCUGGAGAUUUCCUGA